UCUGUGCCGACCAACUUUUGAGAAGCUGAAUAACGGAAUGAACGGAAUAAACGAGCAAUUCAACUCGUACGAGUUGCCAACGAGUGCACACACUCGUCUGUAGUUGAAUUGUACCAGUUGCAAUAAGCGUGUACGGUCGUUUAUGUGUAGCGUAGUGUGUGUGGGAGCGAACGAGUAAAAUUAACAACACCACCAACGCCUUCACCACUACGACACGCUUGUGAGUGGUUAAAAAAAGUUGCUGCGAAUAACCCACGACUCAGAAAACGACACUUGAAUGGCCAUUCCCGCUGACGACCGUCGAGUGAGCCAACGAGUGCUGGCCUGCCCCUUACGGCGCCCACACGAAAACAGCACGAGCAUACAGACGAAACGAGUACGCUGACGAACGCAUGUAUGAAUGGGCGAAAAUCCUUUAGUACUGAAAAGGUCGUGGUUUUGUGUAGUCGUCGUUUGGAAAAAUAGCGCAGCAGCGCAGCUACGUUCUUUCAGCUUUAGACGGUGUGUCGCGUCGCGGUGUGUGUUACUAUACGUAUUAAUAUGCAAAAAUAUAUACAUGGAUGAAUAAUAUUAGUUUUCCAUGCAAUAACGAAAAAAAAAAAUAUAUACAUAUAAAAUAACUCGAGAUCAAAUCAAAUAUAUAGUAUAAGCGCGUUAUUGACGGAAGAUAUAAAGAAAGAGCUAUUAAAUAAGUUGCGCGAAAGUGCAGCAGACGUUAAAAUAAGAUGCGUUCAUAAGCCUAUAAACAAAAAAGGCAUUGAUUUCUGUGAAAAAUUAUUUGCAAAAAUAAAUUACAUUUGAACUAAUGCAGCUUGGAGUGAAAUGCGGUGUAAUGUAAUGCAACUGCGCGCCUAAAAGUAGGCUACGCUAGUUAAUGUUCAUAUUGUAAAUGCCAGCAGUUCGCUGGAGGUCCAUAGGGCAGUGCGCGCGUGCAAAGGCUCAACGCGAUAUUUCUAUAUAGUAUAGCUUAUAAGUGCUUGUAUGAGUCAUACCAGUGCCAGCGACAGAUGUGUAGGUGGGCGUUUGCGCCACCUCAAUGUUUACAUUAAAAAACCAGCAACAAUGCGGUCGGAUGUAUGGUGCAAAAAGGACAAGAAAUAUUUGUGAAGUAAAAUAGAAAAAAAAAAUGAAAAAAUAAGAUAAUGUAAAUGUGUGAACACAUAUCAAAAACUAACAAUAUUGUGCUGACACGUCUGCAACAAUGUCCCUUGUGGAACAUAACUAAACCAAAGUAAUGAGCGUGAGCAGGCGACCAGCUGCAUGUCAGGUGUGACGUAUAUGACAUGUUGAACGCAUGUGGCAACACACAACCGUCCAGCAGUGCACAAAAAAUGCAAUUUUAAAAAUAAAUUUAAAAUAAUAAAAUAAAUAAAUAAAAUAUAGAAAAAUUCAAAUUUCAAAUAAAAUAUAUGAAAUGUAUAAAGCGGGAAAACAAUGCAUUAAAUAAUCAAAGAGAAGAUUUAAAUUCAUAAAAAAAAAUAACAGUAAAUGCUUGUGUGUGUAAAAUACUUGUAAUAAUCUCUAAUAAAAUAAGUAAAAUUCAAUUAUUAAGUAAAUUAGAAAAUAAAAGUGUAACAAAAACAGAAAUGUAAUUAGCGUAGAAUAUAUGUUAAUAAUAACAAUAACAUAAUUUAGUUAAUUAAAACUUGGUGUACAAAUGAAAACAAAGUAAAUAUUAAAUUGCAAUAUAAAAAUAACAAAAAGCUAAUUAAGAAUUCAGUUUGAAACUUCAAUGCUUCAGAAAGCUAAUACAACAACAAGCAGCAACAAUAUAUUACACACAUUUACAACAGCAGUCAAUUUAUAACCUUGCUGACUGAGUGCUUUUUUUGUCGACUUAACAGCAGCGAUCACACACAUGAUCACAGCCAUGGAGCGCGCUUUGUCGAUUCUGUUAUGCCUCAGCCUAACAACUUUGCAGUUUAUUUCAACACGUGAACAUGGCGAUGGCUUCAAACCAGAUGGCGAGAUCCUCCGUGUGCUGGUCAACACUUCGGCGCAAAUUAAGUGUGAUGUCGGUUCCAGUUUGCCAGACGAUAAAGUUUUACUGGUCGUUUGGUAUAAGAAUAAUCUUCCAAUUUAUAGCUAUGAUACACGUGGUGCGCAUGCAGGCACGCCAUCCCAUUGGCGAGAUGAGGACGUGCUGGAAGAUCGUGCCGUCUUUCGUACGCAUAAGGAGCCAGCUGAAUUGAUAAUAAAUCCUCUGAAGGAAAAAGAUGCAGGGAAUUUUCGUUGCAGAGUGGAUUUCAAACUCUCGCAAACUAGAAAUAGUAAUGUUAAUUUGGAAGUAGUCGUACCUCCGCAGCAACCGGCGAUUGUGAGUAACUCAGAUGGGAGAUCCGAUACACGAGCUGGUCCGUAUGAGGAAGGCGGUCAACUGGAUCUGACAUGUGUGGUGUACGGUGGCUCACCACCGCCCACAGUGACUUGGCUCUGGAAUGGUCACAUUCAGAAUAGUGUAGUGGACUUCACAGCAGAUGGCACCAUCAAGAGCAGAUUGUUGGUGAAGAAUUUGUCACGCAUACACCAACAUGCUGUGUUCACGUGUCAAGCGAGUAAUUUUCACAAGAAAUAUGUCUCCACCAAUAUCACCAUUGAAUUGUAUUUGCGACCGCUUGUGGUUGAGAUUUCCUUCAACAAUCAACCGAUGUCUGCCGAUCGCAAAUACGAAAUUGAGUGUCAAGCCAUUGGCUCAAGGCCACCAUCAAAAAUUACCUGGUGGAUGGGUAAUAUGGAGCUGUUGGGACACAGUCAAAAGGUUUCGGAAGAUGGCAAUGUAAGCCUUUCCGUACUCAGCAUUACACCAACGCGUAGUGAUCAUGGCAAAGCGUUGUCCUGUCGUGCAACGAAUGAGCUCGUGCGCAACGGUAUACGGGAGACGGCGAUGAAGCUUAAUGUUUUCUUUAUACCAACGCUUCAAUUGGACUUGGGCUCGAAUUUGAAUCCGGAAGAUAUUGAAGAGGGUGAUGAUGUUUAUUUUGAGUGCAAAGUGCAUGCGAAUCCGGCAGCCUACAAAGUUGUGUGGAAACAUAAUAAUCAAAUCAUUCAACACAAUCAACGCGCUGGCGUCAUUGUGAGUAGUGGCGAUUUGGCGUUGCAAGGUGUGACUCGUCAUCAAGCGGGCAACUACACCUGCACCGCUUCGAAUGUUGAGGGCGAUGGUGAUAGCAAUAUUGUUGAGCUGAAAGUGAUGUACAAACCCAUUUGCCGACCGGAUCAGAAGAAGAUUUAUGGUGUGGCGCGUAAUGAGGCCGCCGAGAUUUUAUGUGAGGUUGAUGCAUUUCCACCGCCGGAAAACUUCAAAUGGUCCUUCAAUAAUACAGCAGAGACGUUUGAUAUGCCGCAAAGUGGUUUCCGUGCACAUUCAGCGCAAGGUUCGACAUUGACCUACACGCCGGUCAAGGAAAUGGAUUUCGGCACCAUCAUGUGUUGGGCAGAUAACAAUGUCGGUCAGCAACAUGAGCCUUGCGUCUUUCAUUUAAUUGCCGCUGGUAAGCCAGAAAUGCCAGCGAAUUGCACUAUAUUCAAUCAGACAUCGGACUCAUUGGAGGUCUAUUGUAUGGAAGGCUUUGACGGUGGUUUGCGACAAUGGUUCCUACUGGAAAUUUUCGAUCAGCAUAGUGGCCAAUUGCAAGCCAAUAUCUCAUCAAAAUAUCCACUUUUAAGCGUCACUGGACUGGACUCUGGUCGUCUCUUUCGCAUAUUUGUUUAUGCAGUGAAUUUGCGUGGACGCAGUGAAGCGGUGCAGGUGGAAGGUUAUACGCUGAAAGCGGCGGAGAAGCAAACAGUUGCGUUGACAUCCUACAAGGGUACACAAUCCAAUUUCGAACUCACACCCAUACUGUCUGUGGGCAUUUUCGUUGGCAUUUUGGUGGCAUUGGUCUGCAUUACCAUCGGUACGAUUGCAGCAUUAAAAGUACGUUCACACAAACAACAACAAAAAUAUCAACAUCAAAAUGCAAAAUUCUCACGACCAGGCAAUUUACAAAUUAAGGACAAAAUCUCUUUGCCAUUAAGUCAUUCGGAGGAGAUGUACGACGAGAAGAAUCCGGAUGUUGUGCCAUACAAUGAAGUCGAUGGUGAAUACAAACAGAAAUCAGCAACACAAACACCAUCCGGCCAUCUGUCCACGACAAGUGAAGCGGAAAUUAGCUGUAAACCGCUAACGGACGAGCUUGGCGCAUACAAAAGCAACAAGGAUGAUGAGCUACACUAUGCUGAGCUAACACUUGCGCCCGGUAGCGCUAGCACCAGUGGCAUACCAAAAAAGUCCAUUUCGGUCGAUUGCAGCAGCAGCAUGUUGUUACAAGGCGCCGGCAUAAAUACAAACAACAUGUCUGUCACUAUCGGCGGCACACUGCCGCACGGUACCAGUGUACGCAAGUUGUUGCCCAACAUACCGGCCAAUGCCGGUGCGAGCACACUACAACGCCUCAAGUCGCAGUCAACAGCGGCGGCGCAACAAACACCACCACCACCAUCGUACGAUUACUUUGAAGAGCCGACGAUAUAUGCGCAAAUAGAUCACUACAAGACAACAACGUUGGGUGGCACAACAAAUGCUGGUUGCCCAUCAUCGGCAUCUGUAUCGCCGUUCCCGCCAAACAUUUCGUCGCCAGCCUCACAAGGCACACCCUCGACGGUGUCGCCCGGCACCGUGCAGAUGUAUACAAUGCCCUCGCAUCCGGGCGGUUAUCAUACGCUGCCGCACAACCAUCAUCAUCAGCAGCAACAGCAGCAGCAACACCUACAACAACAACAACAACAGCAGCAACCACCACAACAGCAGCAACACAAUACGUCCGCCACGUCGAUGCUACAAAUGAUGGCGGCUGCGGGUGUUAUGCAUGGCGCCGGUGGCAAUAUUUAUCAACAUCAUGGUACGUUGCCAAUGCCACCGACAUAUCAGCAGCACCAGCAGCACCAGCAGCAACAGCAACAACAACAAUUACAACAACAGCAAAUCACCGGCCAAAUGUUAGUGUCGAGCAAUAGCAGUGGUCUUGGCUCGGCUACAACAACAGCGGCCGUGACAAGUCCGAGCAGUUCGCUGUCGGGUCUCUCGGCCAUUGGCAAAUCGUAUUCGCGUGAAAUUGUGACGGUACGAACGCCGCUAAUGUAUUCGCAGCAGGAAAGUUGCGUCUAAAAUGAUGUCACGCAAGCGCAUAGCAUGCAUUAGACAUAAUUAAGCGAAACGGAAUUCAAUUAUGUCGUAAGAGACUGGGUAUGAUUUGUGGAAAUUUGAAAAGUAUAACUUUUACAUUUAAAUUGGUCUGAUUGAGUUGAUGACAUAAUGAGUGUCGCGUGUGAAAGUUAUUGCAUGUGUAAAAAAGCUCUGAAACAUGAUUUUUCUCUAUAUAAACGCCUCUUUGUGGAAUGGAAUGGGUAAUUAAUCUUUCAAUUACUUUGAAAAUAUAUAUGUUAAUUAUUAAGUAUUUUAAUUUAUUAUUAUUAAUUAUUAUUUCUUACUUCUACUACGUUCGUUUGCUGUGUUUUUUUCUCGCUCUGUCUUGCUUGCAAUUUGCUUUAAAAACGUCACCAUUUUAAUGUGGCCUACAUAAAAAUGAAGUUGGAAAUAAAAGUAUGUGAAUAUUAAAAUGUAUUGGUAAUCAAAUCAAUUUCGAUAUGGCGACAAUAUUAAAAAAAUGUAUUUUUGUCAUAAGCAGUUUCAUAUAUUUGUUAUUAUAAAAUUUACAUUUAUUGCAGCUUUUGUUUGAUAAAAGAACAUAAUUUAACAAAAAACAAUUUAUUAUAAAAAAGUUUUAAAUCUAAAUUGUUAAAUUUUUAUAAACAUUACUGCAUAAGUUAAUACCACAGCAAAAUGAAUUUGCUUUUAAAAGCUACGUUGAGCGUUCAUAAAUUAAAGGCUUAACCAAACAUGAUUUCCGAUAAUCUAAACUCAAUUUUAAAACUUUCAAAGCUUAAAAAUUUAUAUUUAAUUUUCAAAAAUUUAAUGCCAUAUGCUCCACAUAUCAUAACAGCACAUAUUAUGUAGCAUUAGAGGGUUAUAAACCAACAUGACGUAUACGUAACGUGUGCGCCCAGCAGUUCUGAGAAAUUGUCUGCUCCCAUUUGAACCUAAAAUAAAUGUUUAAUUAAUAUUUAAGUUAAAUUAAUUAUUUUUAUUUAACUCACGAUUCACAUGUCUACUUUUUACAUAUUACUUCGAAAUUUCGUAUUUGAAAUUUAUUUGUUCUCAAAAUUUUUGAAAAGUUAACGCGCGGCUACAAAUGUAUAUGUAAAGAAAUUGUGUUGUACGCUAAAAAAAAGCGUGUUUGCUCGAAGCGUGAUUAGGUAUGCAAAAAAUAUAAUGCUGUUACUACUUAGUAAAGCCAGUAAUUUAAGGCUAUGAGUGUAGUUAUUGAGAUUAAUGUACAUAGCAGAGAAUUGUACACUAAUGUAUGUAUAUGAAGCUAAUUACUUUUUGUAAUUUCUAGUAUUUAGGCAAGCUAAUUAAAUACAAAAACUUAAGUAAUUAGAAUAAUUAGAUAAAUGUAUAAAAACUAAAUUUAGUAGGGUAGUACUUAAACAUCUUAAAAAAACAAAACAAAAAUUAUCAACUUAGAUAUGUGUAACAUGAAAGAGAAAAGUGUAAAUUACUGAAAUGAAUAACAACUAAUUGAAAAACGCUUCACUAUUAGCGAAAGUGCAAAACUCUAAAAAAGAACUGAAUGCAUUUGAAAUAAUUAAAUGUCACAAUAUACAACAACACAAUCCCUACUUCGUAUCCAGCGAAAAUCUUACAGAUUUUUAAAGAAAAAUUUAGCGUUCAAUAGCACAAAUAUGGAGGAACAAAUAACUAAUUUAUUUAUUUACACAUUUUUGCUGCUGCUAGCUGUCCCACAUACCCGUGAUUAAUAAUUUUUAUGCAAAAAUCAGAAUGUAGCACACUUCGUGUUUAAAGAGCAGCAAACAUAGUCAUGCACUUUAAUUUUACGUUGAACAAAAGUCCAUCAUCAAGUCAGACUUUAGAUUUGCCAGUAGCCGUCGCAAAGCUCAGAGAAUACUGAGUUAAAGAGAUGCGCUAGCAAGCCUAGCCGCGCACAUUCUACGUUGUAGAAUUUUAACUCAUAUCGCAAUAAAUUAAAAUAAAAAUAUUUAUUUUUGUCACCAAACUACUCAUUUAAAUUUUUAAUGCAUUUACGAAGGAUUUUCGUAUAUCAAAAUUUUUUGAAAAUAUAUACAUAUCUAAUUAUAGUUUUAAGACUACUACAAGUAGAUCAUCCUCUAACUAAUUAUUACUAAAUAUUUUAUUAAAAUCCAUAAAUUCCACCACCUACAACGUUAGGUGUUUCAACUGCUCUCAAAGUAGGAAAAAUUAAAAUUUAAUAUAUAUAUAUAUAUAUGUGGUAUCGAGUUUAAUAAAAUAUAUAGUAAUAAUUAAAACUAAGAACGAUCUAGCAGCUUAAAAAUUAUUUAUUUAAUUAUAAUUAUAUAAAUAUAUAAAAA
This is a messenger RNA of Bactrocera oleae (olive fruit fly), 7449 nucleotides long. RefSeq names its product sidestep VI (gene side-VI). The record is from RefSeq and is a predicted model, not a curated record. Gene Ontology annotation, molecular function: protein binding. Lineage: Eukaryota; Metazoa; Arthropoda; Insecta; Diptera; Tephritidae.